UCCGAUCUAACAUUAUGAACGCCGUCUUCGCCGAGCCGCUCUAUGACCACAGGUCCAACCCGGACUCGGACACGAGGCCCUCGUACGACUACAAGAAGGACGUGCUGCAGCUCUACAACCAGGCGAGGUUGAACCAAGAGCACAAACUGCUGGUCGAACAGUCCGAGUCGUUUGAGACCCUCAGCUAUCAAAUGUAAAAAUGUCUGGGUCUGGAAGGAUACAACUUGUGAUGCUACUUUUGGAAUCCACAUAAAAACUGUAUUGCAUGAACAGCAAAAGAGGUGCAAUUUGUGCUACGCGGAGAGGGCAUUUCUCACGCAGUAUGAGCAUCAGAAAGCCCUCGCAAAAUCUCUGAUGCUAGGGCAUGCAUCACCGACCUCAUGGGUCACGCAAAAUCUGCAUCAAAAACUCCUGCAUUCUUCCAGACCAAGACACUUUUGCAAUCCAUAUCAGCCGUCGGUUUCGGAAGCGGCUGACUGCAAUUGGGUUGCAGGCGAAAGUAUCCAGGAAAAAACACCCAUCCGCAUCCAAUUUGUCAUGCAAAGCAUUAACAUACAUCAGAUCAAAUCCUGUGUUUGUCAUGCAAAAAAUGGAUGUGGAUGGGUUAGGGUUUUUUUCUGUUGAUAGAAAGACGGCCCGUCCGCUUUGAUUCUACCCGAAAGCUUCCGGGAUCCGAGGGAGAUUGUGGGAAUAAAAGGUGAACAAUUCGAAGGGGGAUCAGGAAAACAAGGACAGGUGAAACUACACCACGCCGCCACUGCCUCUUCAUCUCCACACAGGGGCCAGGCCUUCCCGCGUAGAAAAAUUACGGCUGAGUAUUUGCGACAGCAAUUUCUUUUGAACCACUGCUUCGGCGGAAAAAAGGAGCGGCUCGGGAAGUUUUUAUCCGGAGACCCCUCGGAAAUUAGUUCUUUGGCAGAUGAUGACCGUGGUGGGCGUGGUCAAAGUGGGGCUCGACCACAAGGGGGUGGUGCAACUACUACGGGUUCGUUUUCAACAACAGACGCGAUGGAGCAGAAUGCGAAGAGUGAGCAAUUUUACCUAUCGCUGUACAAAAAGUACUCAGCUUUACGGGGGGCAGACGAUUUCUUUAAGAAAUCGACCGGUAAAGGUGUUGUAGCAGCUGAUGAUGUGAAUGGCACCAGCACCACGUCGGCAAAAAUCGAAGCAGACAAGCUAUCGAGAGGCGGGGACGUCGAGGUGGCGAAAGAGGUGGCAGAUUUCCGGCAAAAGCGGGCGGACACUGAUUUCAAGAAGACGGUGGCCAAACUCGAGGCGGAGAAUGUGGGGCAGGAAAAUAAGAAUGUGAAGGAGAUCGAGGAGGAAUUGCUGAAGAUGCUGCGGGAACAGAAGGUGUGAUCUCUUGCACAUCGUCGACGUGCCGGCGCCAGCGGCCGCGAGUUAUGCCCUGCGCCAGCUACAGCUCUUUCCAAGAACUUUCACUGCAGUUGGCUUGUUGAAAAAUGAACUUUGAUGCGCUCAUUUUUGGUUCUCACGUUGGCGCCGAAAACUUUUUGCUGAGCUUCAUUUCAAAUGAGGAAAAAUCAAAAUGGUUUUCGAUCUUUGUGGUCACGAGGUGAGUCUCUAUUGGAAAGGAGAAAUAAAGGACAAGCGAGCGCUGUGGUUUAGCUGCUGGCUAUGAGCAGUAUUUUUCUCGAAAAUCACGAC
Molecule: messenger RNA, 1668 nt
Organism: Amoebophrya sp. A120
Lineage: Eukaryota; Dinophyceae; Syndiniales; Amoebophryaceae
Source: the annotation of a GenBank genome assembly